AUGGUGGAGGAGGGCGGCGAGGAGGAGGCGGAGGGGGAGAGCGCGGAGAUGCCGGCGGCCGCGGCCCCGCUGCAGCGCUGCAAUGGCUUCCUGCCCGGCAAGGAGGCGGCGGGCGGCGGGGAGCAGCCGGCCCCGGCAGCCCCGGCGGCUCCGGAGGCCGAGGCGAUGCUGGCGGCGGGCGGCGGGCGGCCGGAGACUCGGCUGUCGCGGCGGCGGCUGGCGGUGCUCGCCGUUUUCAGCUGCUACUCGCUGGUGAACGCCUUCCAGUGGAUCCAGUACAGCAUCCUCAGCAACGUGUUCGCCGGCUUCUACGGCGUGUCCUUCACGCAGAUCGACUGGCUGUCCAUGGUGUACAUGGUGGCCUACGUGCCGCUGAUCCUGCCGGCCACCUGGCUGCUGGAUGCCCGCGGGCUGCGGCUCACGGCGCUGCUGGGCGCGGGGCUCAACGCGCUGGGCGCCUGGCUCAAGUGCGGCAGCCUGGCCCCGCAGCGCUACCCGCUCACCCUGGCCGCCCAGGCCGUCUGCGCCGUCGCCCAGGUCUUCAUCCUGGGGCUGCCCUCCCGCAUCGCCUCCGUCUGGUUCGGCCCCACCGAGGUCUCCACCGCCUGCGCCGUGGCUGUGCUGGGCAACCAGCUUGGUACUGCAAUUGGCUUUUUGUUGCCACCUGUUUUGGUCCCAAAUACACCGAAUGAUAUUGAUCUUAUGGCACAUAACAUCAGCAUCAUGUUCUAUGGAACUGCAAUAGUGUCCACACUUUUGUUCUUCCUAACAGGAGUUGUGUUUGAAGAAAAGCCCAAAUAUCCUCCCAGUCACUCUCAAGCAGUCCUGCAAACUAAACCUCCUGAGGAUUACUCCUACAAGCAGUCCAUUACUAACUUGUUCAAAAAUAUUCCAUUUAUACUUUUGCUGAUCAGUUAUGGUAUUAUGACUGGGGCAUUUUAUUCUGUGUCCACAUUGUUAAACCAGAUGAUAGUAGCUCAUUAUGAGGGAGAAGAAGUGAACGCUGGGAGAAUUGGCUUGACACUGGUGGUGGCAGGAAUGGUGGGUUCGAUUAUUUGUGGUUUGUGGCUGGAUUACACUAAAACAUACAAGCAAACUACUUUGAUUGUUUACAUUCUCUCUUUCAUUGGGUUGCUGGUAUUUACCUUCACCCUGGACCUUGGAUACCUUAUAGUAGUGUUCGUGACUGGAGGAGUGCUUGGGUUCUUCAUGACUGGCUAUCUUCCGCUUGGGUUUGAAUUUGCUGUGGAAAUUACAUAUCCAGAGUCUGAAGGCACUUCCUCAGGUCUCCUUAAUGCAUCAGCACAGAUAUUUGGAAUUGUCUUUACACUUAUUCAAGGAAAGCUCACAACAGACUACAGUCCUCGUGCAGGAAACAUCUUUCUUUGUGCUUGGAUUUUUGUGGGCAUUAUUUUAACAGCCUUAAUAAAAUCAGAUUUGCGAAGACACAAUGUGAAUUCAGGGAUUAUAAACCUGGACAUUAAAGCUGUACCAGUUGACAGUCCUGUAGAACCUGAAAGCACUACAUUAAAGAUUCAGUCAGCUUUAUAAAGCUGGAGGAAGGUGACUUAGAAACGCACAAAUUUGGUUACAUAUGGAACAAUAUGAGCUAGUGUAAUCACUGGAUUUGUGUGUAUGAGUAGUAAAAUGUGUAUGUGUUUGUUGAUAUUGGUGGUAGGUGUGUGUUGGAAGCUAUGAAGAUGCUCAGUUCAUUUUGCCCAAGAUGCAAA
Messenger RNA from Cinclus cinclus, 1730 nucleotides. It is a transcript of the gene FLVCR1, whose product is annotated as FLVCR choline and heme transporter 1. Gene Ontology annotation, cellular component: mitochondrion; membrane. Gene Ontology annotation, biological process: transmembrane transport; mitochondrial transport; heme export. The transcript has 10 exons. NCBI's taxonomy places the organism in Eukaryota, Metazoa, Chordata, Aves, Passeriformes, Cinclidae. Gene Ontology annotation, molecular function: heme binding; heme transmembrane transporter activity. The record is from RefSeq and is a predicted model, not a curated record. Bases 1 to 1551 code for a protein of 516 amino acids.